Xiphophorus couchianus (Monterrey platyfish) is the source of this 3442-nucleotide messenger RNA. RefSeq names its product zRAB1B, member RAS oncogene family a (gene rab1ba). Gene Ontology annotation, molecular function: GTPase activity; GTP binding. The record is from RefSeq and is a predicted model, not a curated record. Lineage: Eukaryota; Metazoa; Chordata; Actinopteri; Cyprinodontiformes; Poeciliidae. The coding region runs from base 292 to 897 and encodes 201 amino acids. The transcript is spliced from 6 exons.
CACUACCGCACCUGCGCAGUCAUCCUUAAACCUUUACCAAAGCAGCGAACACAGAAAGGCAGGAGAAAAAGAGGAGAAUAUAGCAUUAUAUGUGACUGUAGUUGAAAUAUGUAUGCUUAAAAGAAAGAUAUUUGAAACAAUUAAGGUAGGAUACACAGCGGUAGGCAGUAGAGACGGCUGUAAAUCAUCUAAGUGCCUCAGAAUCGAGCUUACCGUCCAGUCAUCUGUUCGGUUUGUCGUAGAGGGAAGGAAGAGUCUGUUCGCCCAAAGAGACGCAGCGCAAGUGAAACCAUGAAUCCCGAGUAUGAUUAUCUGUUCAAGCUGCUCCUCAUCGGAGACUCUGGAGUGGGAAAAUCCUGUCUUCUUCUGCGCUUCGCUGAUGACACCUACACAGAGAGCUACAUCAGCACCAUCGGAGUGGACUUUAAGAUCCGCACCAUCGAGCUAGACAGCAAGACUAUUAAACUGCAGAUUUGGGACACUGCAGGUCAGGAGAGGUUUCGAACCAUCACCUCUAGUUAUUACCGUGGAGCCCAUGGCAUCAUCGUGGUGUAUGACGUGACCGACCAGGAGUCUUAUAACAACAUCAAGCAGUGGCUGCAGGAAAUCGACCGCUAUGCCAGUGAAAAUGUGAACAAGCUUCUGGUGGGCAACAAGUGUGACCUCACUACUAAGAAAGUGGUGGACUAUACAACAGCCAAGGAGUUUGCCGACUCUCUGGCUAUCCCCUUCCUGGAGACGAGUGCUAAGAACGCCACCAAUGUAGAGCAGGCUUUCAUGACCAUGGCGGCUGAGAUCAAGAAGCGCAUGGGGCCAGGGGCCACAGCCAGCGGUGAUAAACCCAACCUAAAGAUUGAGAGCACCCCAGUGAGGCAGUCUGGAGGUGGCUGCUGUUAAGGGACCCAUGCCCUCGCACCCCCAACCCCCACAUCUCUUGUGAAUCCCUCUUUCAUGUUCGUUCUUCCCUUUCCCUCACCUUCACCAUUUCAUCACUUUAACCCCUCUGACCCCUGCCACUCUCUCCCCAGCCUGCCUUCUUAGUCCCGCCUUCCAUUUAGCACCCUUGGGCAUCAGAGAGGGUUGAAAGGUCAGGUAAUGACCCCUCUGAGUGCUGAUCUGAUGGAAGCAUGGCAGAAGGUUCCAGAGUCUGAUGGGUGAAGCUGCAGUGAUGCGUUCUGCUCAAAGGAUUGUUACAGGGAAGGCUGGUUCACUGAGAGACUUCACCUGUUCCUGCUCACACACUAUUGUCCAGUUAGAGUUAAAAAGACUGAAAGUCAAGUUUCUUCACCUCUCUCAUUUUCAUCCCCACCCGGUUCGGUCCUGGGAGAAUUUCCCCUUCUGCUGUUGCUUUCAGACUGUAAUCAUCACACAAGUUCCCCGUUAAGGCUCCAGAUGGCGCUCUCUCAGGCAGCCUCUUCCGUCCGUAUCGCUUCGUUAGCUUCCUCCUAGCCUGCCGUACAAACAUUAAUUUCCAACAUUUGGGGCCUUAAAUGUCUGCUGACAUCUCAACUCAUGUCUUAGCUACAUGCUAACAUCCCUCCUCAGUCUAUAUACUGACAGAGGAGUACACACACACACACAGAUCCAGGUGGUCCACCUGGAGAGUUGGGGUCAGUUGGGGUAAAACCUUGACCUUCAGUGUUCAGAGCACACCUCUCAACUGGGCCUGGGUGGAUAAGGAUGGUGCCAUCCACCCUUAUCCGUCCAGAUCCAGUGGAGACUGGAAUCUAUGGCAUUAGCUUUUCCUUGAUGACUGAACAUCGAGACACUAAGUGUUUCUGUCAGCAGGUGGCGUUAUUCCUUAUAGAUUGUAGCAUUAGAAGAAGGGGAAGCACUUCAUCAGCUUCAUCAUUGUUGGGGUUUUGUUGAUAUCGGCCCAAUAAGAUUUCUGGAUAACACGUGAAGCUAUAGAUGCGUCUGCGGUACUGUUGUCGAGACGACCUCUCCGACUCAGUUGUUUGGGUCACAGCUGUUGAACCCAUAGUCCCUCAUCAAAUGACCUGUGAUCGUUUUGAGAAAACAGCAUGAUAACUAUUCACGCUCGUUCACAGAUGUGUAUCAUUUAUAGAGAUUGUCUUAAGAGUUCAGUUAUCUUGGGCAGCCAGAUCUUCCUAUUUAACUUCCAGCUGCCCACCUUUUGCUGGUUAAUAUUAGAUACAUCACACUUUUGUCUAAUCUUGUUAGAUGAUAAUUAUCUGGAGGUGAUCCACCUGAAGAGUUGGGGUCAGAAGUCUUUUCAGUCUGUUGUAGGAAGGUUUGACAACAUGACCUGAGAACCUAGGAGGAGUCUGAACGGACCAGAGGACAUUCCAGCUGGACUCACUGGUUCUCACUCUCAUGUUGGUAUUGUAGCAUCAGAGGGUUAGGAGUCUGUUUCCAAGCCUAGAGCUCUGAGCGAUGUUAGAACUGAUAGCCAUGUCUUAGUGGACUUUAGGGGAACCAGAAGGGGGGAAACCAGUGUCCCUCUGCAAUAAGGGGACACUUAUUGCAGAGUGUCCCCUCUGCAAUAAGAGGGCAAUAAGUGAACUGUCUUCUAGCAGCACUGAUCCUCCUGCUGUAAACUAGAACUGGAAGUUUUCUGCCGUUGUCCUCCAGAGCUCCUAUCUCCUUCUCUUAGUGGUUGUGAUGCUGUUAAGCUUCAUCCUUGGCAACUUCCUCUGGAGUUUUAGGGACUGACUGGUCUUGGCUUGCUGACCGGAUAUGAACUCCCUGAUUUUCCCUUCCCUUCCGUCCCACAGCUGGCGCUACCCAGAAACACCCGAAUGUAGGAGACCCCUAGUGGUCAAAGGCACCAACUGAUCUGGUUCAGCGCUGUUGCUGGCCGCCUGUCAUCAUCUGGGGUGGGGUUUCUGUCAGGUUGAAUCUGAUGUUGAAUGAAGCUUGAGCAGUCGGUGGGUACCCCUCCCCAUCACAGCAUCACGCCGUUCUCAUAUGUAGAUGCACAACUAGAAAUCAUGAAUAAAACUUUGUCUAACUCUCACACAUGGAAGUUUUUGCUUUGAUUACAUGUCUAUAUUUUCAGCCAGUCUUUGUAUUCUAGGCUGCUGGUUUUGGUGUAUUCAUUGAAUCCUAUACUGUUUACUGAAUGGAAGUAGGGGGUGGGGGUGCAGAUAGUGGGAUUUAAUAGAAAGGGUGGGGGGGUUUGCUCAUGAAUGUGGUCUGCAUUUACUUUUUCUUUUUUUUUUACUUUUCACUUUGGAUUGUUUUGGUUAAGGGGGUAUUCUGUGUCGUUUGCACAAUUCUUUAUUGCUUUUUAAUAGUUAAAUGCAGCAAAGGCACUCAUUAGACGGUGUUGGUUGAAAAACCACCAGGUAAUAACUGUUGUCAUUUCUUUGUCUCGUUUGGCUUGUCCCCUUUGGUUUUGUCUUACUGCAGAGUUUGAUCAUGUUUCUUUCUGUACAUAUUAAAAAGAUGUAUGUAAUAAAAUUCUGAAAAACAAUGA